CAUAGCGGUGGUCGACGACAGCGGGCGAUCGUCGCGCCGCCAGUGUCUCGCGGUUCAUCGAUCAGUGUGGUGUGUGUCUGUCGCGUUGUUGUUCCGGGGAGAUUUUUCUAGUGGUGGUUUGGUUCCUGCCUGUAUAUCUGGCGGUAGUUUUCACGCGGAUUCCUCUCGCUGGCUCGUACUCCGCGAGAGACUCGUGCGCGCGCUGAUACGGGAGCACGGGCGCCGUCGUCAUCGCGGGGCCCAUUCGAGAUCUACAGAAACCGGGGGAAAGAUGCGACUAAGGAUAUGCUGGGUUCUGGUUAGCACGGCCGUGGUGAUCCUCGCGGGAUGCAACGCCGCUACCGAGAAGGAACCAAGCGACAAGCAGAGAACGUCGGCAAGCUCAACUUACAAUACCUUCCCGGACGACCUCUAUUUGGAUGACCAGGAAGCCUUAGAAGGCUCAGGGCGAGGCGGCGGCGACAGUCGCGACGACCUCGAGGCUUCGGGUAGCGGCCUUGGUCCUGAUGACGAGGACGGUGACGACGAUCAUGAAUUCAACGGUAACAAUGGAUUAGUGGAAGUCCCGAGCAAGCCCACCGAAGCGAGACCGCCGUACCUCGACGAGACGAACACUAAGCCUAAACAACAGACGACCAUCGAUGCGGUAAACCGACCUGGCAACGAAGUCGACGUAAUCGAGCCUUCGGGUGCCGAAGACGAUCACGACAACACCGACGACACCCGCGAAGUGUACAUCAUGAAUCCGAAACACGAGGACCGCGCCAGCUCAUUCUUCGCGCAGCCGGGCGUACUAGCCGCUGUGAUCGGCGGCGCGGUAGUGGGCCUUUUAUGCGCGAUACUGGUGGUCAUGUUCAUCGUGUACCGGAUGCGCAAGAAGGAUGAGGGUUCAUAUGCUUUGGACGAGCCGAGGAGAUCACCGGCGGCGCAGGCCUUCCCUAAGCCGGGCGCGCCUCAUCACAAUCGGGAGUUCUAUGCUUGAAGUGGCUGCAGCAGCCCUCUCGUGAUCUCACGAUGCCAAGAGCCAAGUUAAGACACCGUUCGACCACCAUCACUGAAUUGACACAUGCGCCACUGAUCACGAUGACGACGACUACGACGACGACUGCAACGACGAUCAACGCCUUGUUGGAAUCCCCAUUGCUGGUCGACGGUGAAACGACAUUUUGGAGCCCGUAUGGCACGCUCAUAUAGACUUUCCCCGACGCGAAGUUUACCGAGGAACGUCGCUCAGAACGUCACUCGGCUCGAUUACACAGAUUCUUCUCAGUCUCCUCCCCUUCUUCCCCAGGUCGUCCUCCUACUUCUUCUCCUCCGACGAGACUCUUUUUUCUCUUACUUUACAAAUCGAUUCGCUUGUCCUUGGCAGCUAACUCUCGACUGUUUAUAUAUCCCGAACCAGGAUCUUUUGCAUUCCCUUUCUCUCUUUCUCUAUUUUUUGCUCCCUGCCCCUUCGGAAAGUAGAGUUUUCAUGAUUCUUCCGAGAAUUUCCUAUCGUUUGGACUCGCGUUUUCAGGAGCUGCUCAGAACUGCUUCGAGUUUGAGCCACGAUGACGAUAACGACGACCAUCAUGAUGACGACCGCGACAGCGACGAUGACGACGACAAUGAUGAUGUUCGGGAGUACGCUUCUCGGCCGCACGAACUCUUCUUGACUUUCAGAAACUGUAUUUUUCUUACACGCUACUUGAUCGCGUCGUAAAAGUGCACGCGAGAGUAAGAGUCUGAGGCAAGAACGAGUUCGCCUUCGGUCGAACGCCGAAUGAAUGAAUGAAUUUUUCAGCUCGACGUUCCGAUUCACCCCUCGCAAUACUGUACAGACCGUUAUCCUUUCCAUUUGGCCCCCUCCCCCUACCCCUCUCGGAUUCGAUACCGCAUUUGCUGCUCCGUGGAAAAUCCACGGGGCGUAAUCGUCCCAACUGGUGACUGAGAAGCGAUGGACAAUGAACGACGAGGCGCGGCGCCAUGAUCGCCGGCCCUGUAAACAUCCGACGCAUGUCGAGACACACCGUCGGCGAGAUUGCACCAAUUCCAAGAUGCAUUUACAACGCGUAUAUUUAGAGCGUAUAUAUAUUAUAUAAAUAUAUAUACAUAUACAUAUAUGUACAUGUGCUCGUAAAUAU
Dinoponera quadriceps is the source of this 2123-nucleotide messenger RNA. It is a transcript of the gene Sdc, whose product is annotated as syndecan-like. Bases 272 to 982 code for a protein of 236 amino acids. The record is from RefSeq and is a predicted model, not a curated record. Gene Ontology annotation, biological process: cell migration. The transcript is spliced from 5 exons. Gene Ontology annotation, cellular component: membrane; cell surface. NCBI's taxonomy places the organism in Eukaryota, Metazoa, Arthropoda, Insecta, Hymenoptera, Formicidae.